Molecule: messenger RNA, 949 nt
Organism: Chlamydomonas reinhardtii
Lineage: Eukaryota; Viridiplantae; Chlorophyta; Chlorophyceae; Chlamydomonadales; Chlamydomonadaceae
Exons: 4
Coding region: 122-475 (117 amino acids)
Source: RefSeq, a predicted model, not a curated record
UUGCAGUUAUCUGCCAAGGAGCAGAGCGUUACGCCACAUAGUUGCUCGCAACUUAACGCUUAGAGAGAACCUUUAUCCACUUUAGGGAAGCCUGGCGAAGCGUCGGCAACCCAAUCGGAAGAUGGCUGCAACACUCCUAAACUCCGGCAGCAUUUGGUUUAAGCUGGCAGCCGUAUCAGGCUGCACGGCUGUCGGCUUGGGCGCAUACGGGUCGCACGGCUUCAAGCCACAGGACCCCUACUACCUUGAGGUGUUCCGGCGGGCCAACCAUUACCACCUACUGCACAGCCUCUUGCUAGCCAUCGCCCCUAGCACCAGGCGGCCGUGGCUGGUGGGCGGCCUGACGCUGGUGGGCGUGACGCUGUUCAGCGGCUCCUGCUACACCGUGGCGCUGCAGCAGGAGCGCACCUGGGCCAAGCUGGCCCCGAUCGGGGGGAUGACGUUGAUGGCCGCAUGGCUGGCGCUCGCAUUCUAAUUCAUCACCAAACUCCUAUCCCCAGUUGCCGUUUUGAGGAGGCUUCCUCGGGGCUUGCCGCCGCACGCGGUCUAGUCUAGGUCCCAAACCGACACGGAAAUCAAUUGUUGUCCACGUAUGAAUACAGUCGUAGUGAUGUGGUGUUCAUGUCGGAGGGGACACAGCCAAGCCGAGCAAUCACAAGCGGCUGAGCGGUCAAUUUCAACCAUGCAAGCGCAACCAAACAUGUAACACGACAAGGCCUAUUAUCUACUGUGCCGACCGCUUGGCGCCUGGGGAGUCUCCCGAGCCGCCGUCGGCUUUCCGCUUGCCGCGGUUGUCCCUGCCGCCGCCACGACCCCCGCGGCCGCCGUCAUUGUUCCACCUGCCGCCGCGCCCUCCCCGGCCGCCUCCAUCGCGUCCACCCCGGCCCCCGCGCCCGCCACGGUCCUGCACGGCACAGAACAAAGCAGCACAGGGGAAGCUCAGAACAGG